AUGAGCAAGAUCGCUCCGAGUUCACCGAAAAUGCCAUCGCCACGACCUGCCUCAAGACGCAUUCGGACAAUCAGUUGGGCGGACCAGAUUCCAAAGCAAGCCGCAGAGUCACCGCCACCAUCAUCUGAUCCCGAUGUUGGGGGAGUGCAAACAAAGCACAGCUCCGAAAUCGUACCACUGUUUGUGCAAGAAGACCUCGAUAGCUCCCCGAGCAGCUCGACACUCUCCCUCAACUCACCUUUCUCUUCUAGCCCGCACCUCCCUACACAACCUCGCACACAACAAACCGACAUCGCUAACAUUAUGCCAACUAGUCUCCACGACCUCUCUCCAUUUAAAGGCAAAUCCCUCUGGGAACCCGACGACGAUGAAUGGGCUGAGCUAGACGCUACCCACAUCUCCUCCACUUUCAGAGCGACCUUCAAAGACUCCAGUCAAAACAGUCCGCAAAAUCCAACAAACACCAGCACUCUAUUCCCCUUCAGCGCCACACUGGCCUUCUUCCUCCCCUCCUCCUCCACAAAACGCGCUUCCGACGCCGUCCUCCGCGAAGAAGAAGCCCUGCGAAACAAAUUGGAUGAACUGCAAAAUACAUACUACUCCAACCCCGCCGGAGACCUCUGCGACAAAGUCAUGACCUCUGUUUUCCUGCCUGGCUCCCAGUACUUCCACUAUGACAAAACCGGAGAUUUCGUCCGCGCUCCCCACGUCAUCGACCUUGAGGCCUACUUCAAUACUCAAGACCCGCUGGUCGGAGCCGCGUACCCGCGUCUCAGCGACGCUAUCGCCACGGUCCUCAGUCACGCUGAUAGAGAGUGUGUAGAAGCUUUUCUGGACCCCCGGGUAGACGAGUUUGUGUAUCGGCGAGAGUUGGAUAGGAAUAAAGCGGGGAGUAUUUUGGUUGUUAGGCGGAAGGGAAAUGCGGUUGUCGCAGGCACUUACCGCAACCUAGGUUUCUCCCUCUCCUGGACCCUCUACGUCAAAGCCAUGAUCGGCGCAACAGGACUAUGGUACGACACUUACGCGUCACCCGUAGCAGGCUCGACACCGAUCGUCGAUGGCGUACCGGCUUGGGACACUUUCAUACCCAUUGGCACCGAAGACCCAUGCCUCCAACUGUCAUCCGAGCCCAACCCGACUCAGCCCAACAGAUCGCCCAGCAAGAUUGUCCUAGCCAUUCCUAGUCCGCAGAAGAAAGAGGUAGAGGAUGAAUAUGAUGACAUUAGUCCGACGAAUGAGAAGUUUGUGCUGUAUCAAAGUAGGACGCUUGCGAGGUAUCUAUUGAGGGAUGUUUGGGUUCGGUUCGAGGGGAGGUGGGAGUGUAAGGCUACGUGGGAGGUUGAUGGGGUGGGGAAGGAGGUUAGACUGAUGAGAACGUUGGUGGGGUUUGGGGAAGAAGAAGAUGAGUAG
Alternaria rosae is the source of this 1410-nucleotide messenger RNA. RefSeq lists its product as uncharacterized. The transcript has 2 exons. The record is from RefSeq and is a predicted model, not a curated record. Bases 1 to 1410 code for a protein of 469 amino acids. NCBI's taxonomy places the organism in Eukaryota, Fungi, Ascomycota, Dothideomycetes, Pleosporales, Pleosporaceae.